Molecule: messenger RNA, 2022 nt
Organism: Silurus meridionalis
Lineage: Eukaryota; Metazoa; Chordata; Actinopteri; Siluriformes; Siluridae
Gene: eva1aa
Product: protein eva-1 homolog C
Exons: 9
Coding region: 99-1484 (461 amino acids)
Molecular function (GO): carbohydrate binding
Source: RefSeq, a predicted model, not a curated record
CGCACGCACACACACACACACACUCCGUUCGGUGCGGCUUUUCGCCCUGAAGCCCCUGAUGGUGCCCUCAGAGCUCCGAGAUCAGCGCCACUUUAAGGAUGUACCUGACGGAUGUGGUUCCUCAGUGCGCGCUGCUGUUGGGGUUCACCUGCAUGGCCGCUUCAUCUCCCACUUCCCCGCAGUUCUCAGCUUACCUGUUGCAUGUGUUGCGUAACUACACAGAUGAGGUGUGUGAUGGUGACCUGCUGACUGUACGCUGCCCCCCCAGGACCACCAUCACUGUCCAAUCAGCAUUCUAUGGCAGGAAAAGCUCCGCCCACUCUCUGUUAUGUCCAAUGCUAUACAGUAUGACUGGACCACGUCCACUGAGUGGUGUCCCUGCAUGCCAUGUUUCAACAGCACUGCAGAAGAUGACAGACGAGUGUGAGGACAGGAGGAGUUGUGAGCUGUUGGUGAACAGUCGGUUAUUUGGAACAGAUCCGUGUCCAUCUAUCAGCAAAUCCCUCACUCUCCAGUACAAAUGCCGACCUAAUGAGUUUAAGAGUAAGGUGGUGUGUGAGGGGGAGAAGUUAAGGGUGAGCUGUAAGACAGGGAUGCAGAUUGCUGUGUUCUCUGCAAUGUUUGGACGUACUCAAGAGGGGGCGCUAGAGUGUCCUCCACAUCCACGGAGGAUGCCGCCUGUAGACUGCCGUGCGGAAGGGGCCCUGCAGGUGAUGACAUCACGUUGUCAGGGGAAACGCACGUGCGUGGUUCAAGUCUCAGUGCAGGAGUUUGGAGACCCCUGUUACACUGGGACUCGCAAAUACCUCAGUGUUAUAUACACCUGUGUUCCUAAGAAGCUUCUACAGGAUUCAGUUCAGACUCCACCAUCUUCACCACCCCAUGACCCCAACGUGGUGGGAGACAGCUCACCCUCUGAAGGGAACCAAUCUGUGACCUCUGACCCUGCACCAGGAAAGUCUAAAAGAACGACAGGUAGAGAAGCAGUGAGAGACGGAGACAGUUAUACAGAGGCAUCGCCCAGAGACCCAAAUCCUGCCAUCAGCGCUGUGUUUAAAAAAAAGAUGGCACUAAUCAGCAACGGCUUCGCUGCCUUCACCUACAUCACUGAGCACCCGGAGAGAUGUGCGCUGUACUUCAUGUGUGGUGUGUGUGUCGGCCUCUUCCUCACACUGUUUGCACUGGUGGUGCAGAUCUCCUGCCGGACGGAGUGUAAACAGCAUCAAGCCGUUGCUAAGAAACGGCCCCGGCAGGCGGACUCGGACUCAGAUUCCGACUCCGAUUCAGACUGGGACUCCGGCUCGGAUCUGUCGUCACGGCGACGACGGCGCUUUGAGCGCACAUUGAACACCAAUGUGUUCACCUCGGCCGAGGAGCUGGAGCGAGCUCAGCGAUUGGAGGAACGAGAGCGAAUCAUUCGCGAGAUCUGGAUGAACGGGCAGCCGGACGUCCCAGGAACACGGAGCCUCAAUCGUUAUUACUAAACACACACACACACAUGGCAGAAUACUGUGCUGGGAUUUGUUGCACCCACAUAAACUGUACCUUUCCACGGAGCCUGUGUGUGCCUGCUAACCCUUAACCCUUACUGUGCUGAGGUCAAAGGUCAUGUCUUAGGGAUCAGUCCACAAGAAGGCUAAAAGCUAAUGGCUUAGGACCCUAGGCACAGACGGCUCUGUAAGACUGAAUGAGCUCUAAGGAUCUCCAGCGUUCUGAAUGGUCCAUUCCUUCCGUCUGUCAAAAUGAAAAGUGUGACUGUAGACAAGACUAAAGGUAGCGACCAAGUCUAAAGAAGAUAUUAGUAACCGGAGCAGUCUGGUACAAGUGAUCAGCACAUCUGAUGAUGAUGACAGUUUUGAGGGUUUUAUGUCUGAUAACUAGAACAUUUGCUGGAGAAUUCAUCUUCUAUUGCAGCCUGGGUGAAACGGUGCUGCCUCGAACUUUACCUUUAAAUCAUGAAUACAUACACAUUUAAUUAUGAUGUUCGGAAUUCAUCUCAGCCCUUAAAGUCUAUUUUAAAUA